AUGUCUUCCCAUAUUACAAACUCUGACCUUUCACCCGUGGAGACGGCUCUCUGUGGUGGUCUAGCAGGCAUGAUUGCUAGGUUUGCUGUCAGCCCCAUUGACGUGGUGAAAAUUCGUCUUCAAGUGGAAUCGGUGCCACGAUCUGGAUUCUCGCAAGUUGCUACGGCCAAAGACGCAAAGUACCAAGGUGUUAUCCAAUCCUUUAGAUUGAUUGCAGCUGAGGAAGGGGUCAAGGGUUUCUUCAAGGGCAACAUGUCAGCCGUUUAUUUGUACAUGACAUAUGGCGUAUCACAGCUAUUCGCAUAUCAUCAUCUGGACAACCUUAUGAACGAUACGCCUCUCUCGUCAUCGCCUCGAGCAUUUGUUUGCGGUAUGCUAGCGGGAAGUUUUGCUACCACUGCCACCUAUCCAUUUGACUUGUUACGUACAAGGUUUGCUAUUCAAGGGGAUACCAAGAUUUAUACAAGCGUGGGAUAUGCUAUUGGUGACAUCUACAAGAAUGAAGGUGUUCGUGGAUUCUACCGUGGACUUUGGCCAUCACUCACCCAAAUCAUGCCAUACAUGGGAUUGAUGUUUCUCAGCUAUGAUCUUUUAUGCACGUCCUUUGAAUGGUUACGGGAUGAAGGUUAUAUUAGCUCCAACAACAAGCUCUCGCAUACAGCAGUGGCAGGAUCAAUAGCAGGUGCUUUGAGUAAAACGGGUGUAUAUCCCUUGGAUGUGAUAAGGAAGCGAUUACAAGUGCAAGGACCCCAUCGAAACGGUUACAUCAUUUCAUCCAUUCCACAAUAUGCAAAGACAUCGAUCUUCUCUUGUAUGAGCACGGUUGUCAAAACAGAAGGCGUGGGGGCUUUAUACAAAGGAUUGAUCCCGGGCUUGUUGAAAGCAGCACCAGCAAGUGCAGCCUACUUUUUGGUCUUUGAAUUUAGCAAAGGUGUUCUCAUCAAGUUGAAAACGAGCCAUGUCACUGAUAUAGCACCCUCCUCCACCAACCCAAAGAUAAUUGCAUAG
This is a messenger RNA of Lichtheimia ornata, 1008 nucleotides long. RefSeq lists its product as uncharacterized. The transcript is spliced from 6 exons. Lineage: Eukaryota; Fungi; Mucoromycota; Mucoromycetes; Mucorales; Lichtheimiaceae. Gene Ontology annotation, molecular function: thiamine transmembrane transporter activity. The coding region runs from base 1 to 1008 and encodes 335 amino acids. The record is from RefSeq and is a predicted model, not a curated record. Gene Ontology annotation, biological process: thiamine pyrophosphate transmembrane transport. Gene Ontology annotation, cellular component: mitochondrial inner membrane.